CCCCAGUUUCCCGAUGGGAUGGGGCAUUCUAAUCCUUGUGGCCAUCUCACACGCCUCACCAUACCUGACUCGAUGAAGGAAACCACCUCGCUUUACGUCGUCAAGCCUGCACAGCACAAUCACAGCGCAGUAUACAACGCAGCAGCUGGCCUCGUUGAAGAUCAGAUCCUCGUACAGUAUCGCGUAUGAUUAGAUCGGGCCACGGUCAACGGCUCGGCAUCCGGAGAGCGAGAAUGUACCUUUUCGUUGACUGAGGCAGCAUUAAAUCGCCGGAAUCAUUCGUUCCAACUUGGCUCUAGACGAGAAGCCAAGACAUUAAAUCGUCCAUCAAUUCGCGAGAGAGAGUCAAUUCCACCGCGCUGACUUCCUCCCAGAUGCCGGCCACCCACUCGCAGGCUGCACUAAAUGAGCUGCUCGUCGCUUUAUCAGGCUUCGACGCUUGUUCGCAAGGGAUACGGUCGAGGAGAACGGGAUGCCCUCCCGAUGUUGCGAAGAAAGGAAACCAGACGAGAGAGAGCGAGAAGCUGCAAGCGCGUCGGUCUUGAGGAUCAUGAAUCUCGUCAAAAGGUUAUGGCAAAGGGUGUCAAGUUGCGGGUGCCAGUCGAGACCGCUUGACCGAGACGCACAGGCAGAUAAUGUCACCGUGACAAAACCCCAACAUUAUGUUCGUUGCGGAUCCGAGUCUAUCUAUUCUGGCCCUGCUUGCUCCCCGGAUCGAGAUCGGCUUUCAUCUCCUUGGCCGCAUUCGCUUAAUCCAUUCGCCCUCAAUUAUGAUGCCUUGUUAAAGUUGACCGACAGUGGUCUCAGCAUGCAGUUUAACCAUAGCCACAAGUGCCCGCGGCGCUACUGAACGACAAACUUCUCGAAGCAAAUUGCAACCUCCAGCUCCCGCUCGAGCCAACGGGAAAAGUGCCUUAUCCGAAUUUGCUUUGCUUCGGCAAAGCGCUUCAAAUCGGACCUCGCCCGAGCCUUCGUAUGCAGUGCGGUUGAUGACGUUCUCUUCUCAUUUCGGUACGGGGGCAAACGUCCAGAGAAGGUCGGCAAUUGCACCAUUACGUCACAGUGCACUUUCCAGCGAUCCCUCUUGGGUUUACCCUAAAUCUCAACUUCGAUGCAGUUUACUAGAUUGCCUAACUUUAACUGGAAUCGGACUCGAGAACAAUCGGCACGACCGAGACGUAAAAAUAGAAAAGCAAGAAGACAAGGACAACACGAAUCGUGACUGUGACUGCAUCGUGGAUUUUGUUUGCUCCCUCGCCCCCUCGUCGACGGUCCACGUCUUUGCGCACUGUGUUUGUUUCUCAGGAAAUCCCCUUUCUUGAGUGAGAAUCUAUUCUGUAAUGCGAUUUCCUCUUAUCUACAGAGAGAAAUCCAAGCAGUGGUACUCCUGUUUCUUCAAGAGGGAGCCUUCUUCGAUGAUCGGCCUGGUAAUAUUGCAUGGCAAUUCCAUUUCUCAGGACCGUAGUGGGCAAUCGGAGAUCAUCAUCCGAUGGCCAUGUGUCUCGACCUUGUGGAAGAUUUCGGGCGAGCAUUUCUCCAUCGGUAGGGAAAUGCCUAAGGGUUUGGUUACCGUGGCUGGCUGGCUGGCUGGUCGCAGGGGCUUGCAAUUUGACAGCUAUGAGGCCCAACUGAACGCCCCGCAUGUAAGCUUCCGCGGCGAGGAACACAAAUAGGUCGGCCAAGACAUUUUGGGACCGAUAAGAGUGCGGUACCUGCGCUCUAUGCCGGGACCCGCUCGCCACAGGACCCCGAUUCCAUCACGUUCGGGCAGAAUCUUGCUGCAAAACUGGAAAUAGAUAAAAGCUGUCCACGAAAAAUGUACGAGACCGCCCACGAAUCGGCGGUGCUAAAAUUGGCAUGGGUCAGAUGAAUCCGCCCUUCCGGAAUGAGCUCAGGACCGAAUAAUGAGCCAUCAAAUCGCCGCAGAGUUCCGCAACUUUCACUGUCGAAUUCGAGAUCGACAAAUUCGACAGUAAAAGUUGCGGAAGUGAAAGCUCCAGAGAGAGAAGCUUCGAGUCGUCCCGUUUGGCUUCAUGAG
Messenger RNA from Marchantia polymorpha subsp. ruderalis, 2038 nucleotides. Lineage: Eukaryota; Viridiplantae; Streptophyta; Marchantiopsida; Marchantiales; Marchantiaceae. The record is from the annotation of a GenBank genome assembly.